UUCCCGGAGAACAGCAGUGCCCCAGCCCUGGUCUUCCAUCCCAGAGCCUCGCCCGCCCGCACAGCACCAGGAUGGCCACCAUCACCUGCACCCGCUUCACAGAAGAGUACCAGCUCUUUGAGGAACUGGGAAAGGGAGCCUUCUCGGUGGUGCGCAGGUGUGUGAAGGUGCUGGCUGGCCAGGAGUAUGCUGCCAAGAUCAUCAACACCAAGAAACUCUCAGCCAGAGACCAUCAGAAGCUGGAGCGCGAAGCUCGCAUCUGCCGCCUGCUGAAGCACCCCAACAUCGUCCGGCUCCAUGACAGCAUCUCCGAGGAAGGACACCAUUACUUGAUCUUUGAUCUGGUCACUGGUGGGGAGCUGUUUGAGGACAUCGUGGCCCGGGAGUAUUACAGUGAGGCUGAUGCCAGUCACUGUAUCCAGCAGAUCCUGGAGGCCGUGCUGCACUGCCACCAGAUGGGGGUGGUGCACCGGGACCUGAAGCCGGAGAAUCUGCUGCUGGCCUCCAAGCUCAAGGGCGCCGCGGUGAAGCUGGCGGACUUUGGCCUGGCCAUAGAGGUGGAGGGGGAGCAGCAGGCAUGGUUCGGAUUCGCAGGGACCCCUGGAUACCUCUCCCCGGAAGUGCUGCGGAAGGACCCGUACGGGAAGCCUGUGGACCUGUGGGCCUGCGGGGUCAUCCUGUACAUCCUGCUAGUUGGGUAUCCCCCGUUCUGGGAUGAGGACCAGCACCGCUUGUAUCAGCAGAUCAAAGCCGGCGCCUAUGAUUUCCCAUCACCAGAGUGGGACACCGUCACCCCAGAAGCCAAGGAUCUGAUCAAUAAGAUGCUGACCAUCAACCCGUCCAAACGCAUCACGGCCGCUGAGGCCCUCAAGCACCCCUGGAUCUCGCACCGGUCCACCGUGGCCUCCUGCAUGCACAGACAGGAGACCGUGGACUGCCUGAAGAAGUUCAACGCCAGGAGAAAACUCAAGGGGGCUAUCCUCACCACGAUGCUGGCCACCCGGAACUUCUCUGGAGGGAAGAGUGGAGGAAACAAGAAGAAUGAUGGUGUGAAGAAAAGAAAGUCCAGUUCCAGCGUUCAGUUAAUGGAAUCUUCAGAAAGCACCAACACCACCAUUGAGGACGAAGACACCAAAGUGCGGAAACAGGAAAUUAUAAAAGUGACAGAGCAGCUGAUUGAAGCCAUAAGCAAUGGAGAUUUUGAGUCCUACACGAAGAUGUGUGACCCCGGAAUGACAGCCUUCGAACCCGAGGCCCUGGGGAACCUGGUCGAGGGCCUGGACUUCCAUCGAUUCUAUUUUGAAAACCUGUGGUCCCGGAACAGCAAGCCCGUGCACACCACCAUUCUGAACCCUCACAUCCACCUGAUGGGUGACGAGUCGGCCUGCAUCGCCUACAUCCGUAUCACACAGUACCUGGACGCCGGCGGCAUCCCCCGCACGGCCCAGUCCGAGGAGACCCGCGUCUGGCACCGCCGGGACGGCAAAUGGCAGAUCGUCCACUUCCACAGAUCUGGGGCACCCUCUGUCCUGCCCCAUUGAGGGACCAGCCUGGGGCACUGCACUGCAGAGAUCUACUCUUCGUUCGUGGAAUGUCGCUGCUGUUUCUCCCACCUUGGAUUUUGCUGGAAUUCCCUCAAUCACGUCAGCCCGCUACCACCACCAUCACCGUCACCUUCAUACCUGCCUCAAGAAAGCCUACCCCCAAAAGCCAUCACGUCUUCAGAGCAAAAGGCCACAUCUCCCCACCUACCACUUGUCACUCUCAGUCUCUGUCCCCGGCCAGGGCGGAGCUUCCUCAGGCCUGGGUGCCCUGCGUGGCCCCCUGGCCCUCCCACCUGGCUGUCACAGGCCUGGCUGGCCUCGGAUGCAGACCAGAAGGCCCAGCUGUGUGCUCGCCCAGGGGCCGGGGAGAAGGAGAGGCCGAGUCGGGAGAUCCCUGAUCUCUCCUCUUCCAGGGAUCCCCCUUGGGAAAGGCAGAUGAACCCCCAACCCCCCGAGCCGACCUCCCCUGUGGGAGAGAGAGAAGAGCAGACACCAGGAGCCUCCUGCUUCAGACUGCCACCCAACCUCCUCUCCUGUCCUGCCCUCCCUCCCGGUCUCUGCCUGCCGCUUCUCCCUCGGUGUGGGGGGCGCGAUCCUCUCAGGGUGCCCCCACUUUGUUCCUUCUUCCUUCUCUGAUGUUUACCUCCAACACUAACUGCCCAUUCCACCCCUCCGUCAGGCCUGGGGAAUUCCAGCUUCAUCACAUCUAAGGGAGAAAACCUGAUUGCUUUUUGGGGGCAAAAGAAAGCAAUGUUUAGGUAUCACUUCUACUUGGACCGCAUGCCUUUUUAUAGCCAAACUCCUGUGUGUUUCGUAAAUGGGUUUCGCGUUAAUGGAUAUUUAUGUAAUAACUAGACCUCUCAAUUAUUGCGAAGAGGGUUGGGUUGAGUUGAGAAGGGAGGUGGAAAGAGGGCAGAGGGGCAUUUUUUUUUUUCUGUUCUAGGUCUUUUAUUUAUUUAUUUUUAAAUGUCAUCUCUGAGAUGGAUUUGUCACCAAUGGUCACCCCCGGCAGGCAGCGGGACUCAGCCCUAGCGGGAAGGACGUCACGGAAGUUUUGGUCCCAAGGUUCUUUUGAGGACCAAAUCAGUUGUUGGUGCUGAUAAGCAACAGUAAAUCGGGGCGGAGAGAGUGAGGGAGGUUGUCAGGAUGGAAAUACCUGGACUUUUCUUUGCUUGCCUCCCAAACCGGGGUCCUCAUCAUGGCGCAUCCCAGGAUUUCAUCCCACCUCAUCUGCGUGCCACCCCCAGCACCCCCACCCAUCUCUGGGGGUGGUUCAUCAGCAUGUGUCUUCAUCGUCUGCCCCCUCGGUGUCUGCUGGUCCAAGCAGAGCCCUGGAAUGUCUACUCUUCACGCCUCGUGCCGCAGCCGUGGGUUCGCAUCGUUCCUUCUUCCCCUGCGCCCUCUUCCCCGGGAAUUGACUCUGAUGUGGAAGCCUUGGCACGUCCACUAGGAUCUACUGUCUGCACUGUUUUCUUUGCAUGACUUUAUAUGCAGUAAGUAUGUUGAAAAAAACCAGAAAAGAAGAAAAAACACUCAGCAAAUCCAAUCUACAUGUUUUGGACAAAAAAAGAAAUAGAGGUUGUAUUCUCAGUGUCCGACUCGGAAAUAUGUUGCUGCCUCUCUGUGCUUUUGGCCUCUGUGUGGCCGUGUUUUGCCAGCAUGAGAUAUUGUCCCCUCUGGAGGAUUUUAGGGGAGGAAGAGCCACAUCCCCAUGGCUUGGGAGGAGGCACUGAUUCCCUCUGGGGAGUCCUGGGUGGUGGCUGGAGCAGGACUGAUGGGGACGUUUGACCUUUCUGAGUUUUCCCUGAUUGCGGGCUGUCUGCUGGGCUCUUCUCUCAACUGCUGCUGCCCCAGGGACAGGUGAGGCAGGCAGGCCAGGGGCUACAGGCCAGGAAAGAGGCUGCCCGAGUCUCCCGGUCUCCAAACUGGUUGAUCACUGGCCUCUAGCCUUGGCAGAGACCCUGCUGCCGAGGCCCAGGGGUGGGCGCUUGGCCUGUCCCAGGCCCAGAGGGCUCCCCAGUCAAGCGCAGUGAUCCCAGAGCCCCUGAAGCAAAGCCGCCUGCCUCCCUGUGAGCUGCCAGCUCCCACGGCCAUCCCCAAGCCAAAGGUGCGGCCUUCGCCAGGGGAUGCUGCAGCUACCAAGGCCAAGUCUGGUCCCUUCUUCAGCCUUGGUGUCCCCAUCAGUCAAAGGGGUUAAACAUUCCUGCCCAGCCUGUGUUGCAGGGCUGAUGGGGGAUCAAAUGGGGUGGCGAGGAGAAGCCCAAUAUGUCCAUGAGAACCGACAGGGUUAGUCCCUGGCUGGACUCCUGUUCCAUUCUGAGCCUGGCCAGUCCCCUCCCCUCCCCCGCCUGCCCCCUCAAGUCUCCUCUUUGGUGCCUGUCCGCUGCUUACCAGCAGUGAACUGUGGGGCAGGAGCCGUGGUUUGGGGGUUAUUAGGAUGCCAUUCCCAGCUCUGACCAGACUUGCUGUGUGACCCUGGGCAAGUCCUUUCCCCGUGCUAGUCCUCAGUUUCCCACCAGAGGAAACUGAGCUGGAGGACACCAAUGUCCUGCCUUUCAUCUGCUGACACACCUCCUGUCCACUGUGUCCCUCUCUAAGUACCAGGAAGUGGAGGCAGUCCCUUCCCCGUGGCCCGCUGUGGAGGCCACACCUGUGGAGUCAGCCAGGUGGCGCGGGCCACAGGACACCCGUGUGAUCCUGGGGCAGCAGGCGGGGAAGGGAGGAUGGCGGACAGAGCAGCCCAGAGCCCACCCCCACCAGACAGUCAACUCUGUGCUCCUCCAAAACACCCUGUAGAUGCAAAAAAAAUCCAGACCUAAGACAAGACCUAGGUUCCAGCAUGCAAACACGUUUACAGGAAAGUAUUCUCCUGGGUUCAUGCCUCCCGUGGCGCUAACCCUGACCGUGGCCUCCUGUCUCCCUUCUAGGGAAGACCCCCUGGGGGGAUGUGUUUGCAGACUCCCCGUGCUGGUUUCUUUGUUAUUAUCUGUUUGGGGUUUUGUUUCGGUUCUUUCUUUUCUUUCUUGUUUUCUUUUCUGUUUUUAAAAAUAUGUGGCUGUGAACUUGAAUGACCACUGCUCAAACUUUCUGCUAUUGGGGAGGGAGGGGGGAAAAG
Messenger RNA from Pteronotus mesoamericanus, 4659 nucleotides. It is a transcript of the gene CAMK2A, whose product is annotated as calcium/calmodulin dependent protein kinase II alpha. Gene Ontology annotation, biological process: protein phosphorylation. The record is from RefSeq and is a predicted model, not a curated record. Gene Ontology annotation, molecular function: calmodulin binding; calcium/calmodulin-dependent protein kinase activity; ATP binding. NCBI's taxonomy places the organism in Eukaryota, Metazoa, Chordata, Mammalia, Chiroptera, Mormoopidae. Bases 72 to 1541 code for a protein of 489 amino acids. The transcript has 19 exons.